Anopheles darlingi is the source of this 653-nucleotide messenger RNA. RefSeq lists its product as uncharacterized. NCBI's taxonomy places the organism in Eukaryota, Metazoa, Arthropoda, Insecta, Diptera, Culicidae. The transcript is spliced from 2 exons. The record is from RefSeq and is a predicted model, not a curated record. Bases 105 to 473 code for a protein of 122 amino acids.
ACCCUGCGGCCACAGCGAUAAGAUAUGUAACGAUUGCUCGCUUAGCGCGAUACAAAAGGCAAAUCCCAAAUGUCAAUCAAGUCAGAGCAGUGUUUGGCUUCACGAUGGCGUCAAAAUUCGCGUACCUUAUUCUGCUGGCCUUCGUCGCCGUGUAUCUUCCACAAUCCGAAUGCAUUUGUAAUGCUGGGUUUGGCGCUCGAGUCAGUGGAGACAGCCUUCUUUAUUCGAUUGUGGUGUCCAAGGGUCCAGUCGAUGAGCCAGCGAAUCUGGAGCUGAAGCUAGACUACAAACCAAAUCCACUGUACAACGAACAAAUAUCACUGGCCAGUAUGCGAAGCGAUUCAACCAACGAUUGUACUUUUACCGUCCCGCAAGAUGUAAAGAAACACGUAUCUGCAACAGUGCGAAGUAAUACGCUGAUCAGGGAGUUUAUAAUUACAAUGGAUGUUUAUGGUAUUAGAUACGUUAACUGAAGAACAAUACAUCGAUCCAUCAGAAACAAAUUACCACGUGUAUGGUGACUUUUUGGGUGUGAUGCAAUGAAGGCGACAGUGACGAAGGCAGCAAAUAUAAGCAACGCUAUCGAUACGGAAUCGGCCUACUAUCUUAUCGGAGUGCAUUGGAGCACACGUUUAGUCUGUCGAAAUCCUCUU